GUGCACAAGAGGUCACCGUUUGUUUUUCAAGAUGGCGUCCCUCAGUGUGCUCGUGUACCCCUGUAGACGGCUACUCUGGGGGCUCCUUGCUGGCCCGAUCGCAACCAGCUGGGCGCGGCUUCCAGCUCGCGGGUUCAGGGAAGUGGUGGAGAUCCAAGAAGGCAAGACGACUAUAGUUGAAGGCCGGUUAACAGGGUCUCCCAAGGAAAGCCCAAACCCCCCUAACCCCUCUGGCCAGUGCCCUAUCUGCCGGUGGAACCUGAAGCACAAGUAUGGCUACGAGGAUGUUCUGCUGCUCAGUCAGUUCAUCCGACCCUUCGGGGGCAUGCUACCUCGGAGGAUCACAGGCUUGUGCCUGGAAGAGCACCGCAAGAUUGAGGAGUGUGUGAAAAUGGCACACCGAGCAGGUCUGUUCCCAAAUCACAGGCCUCGGCUUCCUGAAGGAUUUGUUCCGAAGAGCAAACCCCAACUCAACCGGUACCUGACCCGCUGGUCUCCCCGCUCUGUCAAGCCCAUCUAUAAUAAAGGCCACCGCUGGAACAAAGUGCGUAUGGCUGUGGGGUCACCCCUCCUGAAAGACAACGUCUCCUACUCAGGAAGGCCUCUGGUGUUAUAUCACUGACUGGGCUCUCUGCAAACGUGACCAGAGCUCCCACGCUCCAGCCCUGUUGCACCACGGCGGCCCAGCUCCUCCAGCAGGCGUGGCAGAUGCAGGAGGCAGUGGGACCGACCUCAGUGCCCUCAGCCUGCCUGACAGCAGCACUGGGAAGGGGUUGGGUCCCUGAGCAGCAGCUGUGGUCUCAUGACUGCCUUGGGCAGCGCUUCGUGCUGGGGCAUAGGAACUCUCCCCAAAAGAAUGUCAUAAACCAGGUUCAUGGACUCUG
Neogale vison (American mink) is the source of this 884-nucleotide messenger RNA. It is a transcript of the gene MRPS18A, whose product is annotated as mitochondrial ribosomal protein S18A. The record is from RefSeq and is a predicted model, not a curated record. The transcript is spliced from 6 exons. Gene Ontology annotation, cellular component: ribosome; mitochondrial small ribosomal subunit. Gene Ontology annotation, biological process: mitochondrial translation. Gene Ontology annotation, molecular function: small ribosomal subunit rRNA binding; structural constituent of ribosome. NCBI's taxonomy places the organism in Eukaryota, Metazoa, Chordata, Mammalia, Carnivora, Mustelidae. Bases 32 to 622 code for a protein of 196 amino acids.